Hemibagrus wyckioides is the source of this 396-nucleotide messenger RNA. Its product is annotated as type-2 ice-structuring protein-like. The transcript has 4 exons. Bases 1 to 396 code for a protein of 131 amino acids. Gene Ontology annotation, molecular function: signaling receptor activity. Lineage: Eukaryota; Metazoa; Chordata; Actinopteri; Siluriformes; Bagridae. The record is from RefSeq and is a predicted model, not a curated record.
AUGUGUCCAAUUGGCUGGAUGAUGUACGGGAAGCGUUGCUUCAGGUAUCAGGCUACCAGCAUGAACUGGGAAUCAGCUGAGAAACACUGUCAGAGUCUUGGUGGACACUUGGUCUCGAUACACAAUGAAAAUGAAUAUCAACUGGUUAAGUUUCUUAUUGGUGUUCACGAGCUCAAGCAGAAGCCAACAUGGAUCGGCCUUUCUGGCUGUCAGCAGAACUUUAAGUGGGUUUGGUCUGAUGACACCAAAGUGGCUUUCACCAAGUGGAACCCAGCAGAACCAAAUCGUAUGUUCGGAGAGUGCUGUGUGAAUAUAAACUCUGGCAUAAAAAAGGACUGGAGUGACAUGCACUGCAUAAUGAAAUAUCCCUUUGUGUGUGCCAAAGAGUUUGAAUGA